Molecule: messenger RNA, 231 nt
Organism: Suillus discolor
Lineage: Eukaryota; Fungi; Basidiomycota; Agaricomycetes; Boletales; Suillaceae
Exons: 1
Biological process (GO): protein phosphorylation
Molecular function (GO): ATP binding; protein kinase activity
Source: RefSeq, a predicted model, not a curated record
AUCACCUCUCUCAUCCAGGAGUUACACAAAGCCGACUAUGUUCAUGGCGACCUUCGGGAUGCCAAUUUUGUUGUGAAAAACAAAAAAGACUUCAUGCUGCUCGACUUCGAUUGGGCUGGAUCGAAGCAAGAGACCCAUUAUCCUAUACGUGUUGAUCAGAAGGAUAUUCGACGUCCUGAUGAUGCGCGGAAUGGGAAUAAGAUUACGACGGAGCAUGACUUGGAGAUGCUA